CAUCGAACGAAUAACGGGAUUUCCCCGUCCACCCAUUCCCAACGAUUGGUUACACCGUGGCGCUUGCAUGGUGCGCUGGAUUCGGGCUGUCUCACAGGCUUAGGUCAGCAGGGAGCACCACGGCAAAACCUCUCCUGUCAGCUUUCAUGAUCUUGCCACCAGCGUUCCACAUAAGAACGCCGGCACCCCGCCAUCAGAGCACAACCCCAGCUGAUAGAGGUUCCUGUCCCGAAAAAGAACAAAUGAACGAGAAGAGGGUGAGAUGUGGCUCCCCGUGGCUGGGCGUAGCUGCCUCAGCUCUGGUCGUGGCUUCCCGGUGUUGGGUGUGUUGGCUGAGCCCCUCCUGGUUCACUUAUUUUAACGUCACUUCCUCUUUCACUUCCAUUCAGCAUGCUUUUUUUCUCCUCAAGGCUGCUGCGUUCACUUCCUCGAUCCCCUUCUAGAUUCCUUCUUCUGCGUUUCGCCAUAUUUCACACCCCACAAAGAACUUCUCCUUUCUUUGCUUGUAGAGCUUUCACGAUGGCUGCUGCUAAUCGCCAUCCCAAACGCCUGAUUGUAGGCUGCGACGGCACCUGGCAGUCGGCGGAUACUGGUCCUCCCGAGGAUCCCACGAAUGUCAUCAACUUCCUGAGGGCGCUCAACCAUAACGCCAUGGGAGAUCGGAAGGAGCAGAUUAUCUUCUACCAAGCCGGUGUGGCUACGGGCGGAGUGCUGCCAAUCCAAAAGGCUCUUGCAGGUGGUAUGGGUCUCGGUCUGGAAGAAAAUGCCGAGGAUGCAUAUUCCUUCAUCGCCCACAACUACGUCGAAGGGGACGAGAUCUUCAUUGUCGGCUUCUCCCGCGGAGCAUACACAGCUCGUUUCGUAGCCGGCUUGCUGGGUAUACUCGGUGUCCUCUCCAGAGUCGGAAUGAGGCAUUUCAAGCCCAUCAUUGAGAUCUACAAGGCUGCUCAAGACAGCACGGAGUUCAACACCAAGCUUCAGGCGUACAAGACGAAUCAGAAAACACCUAUGGUUGCAAGUGAUUAUUGUGUUACCAAUGAGAACGUUAAUAUCAAGGCUGUGGCGUGCUGGGAGACGGUCGGUGCAAUGGGUGUCCCGGAUAAUACUCUGGCGAAGCUGCUGAAGCUGAAUGCGAAGUGGGAUUUCCUUGAUACUCAAUUGCCUUUGCGCAUCGAGUUUGCCUUCCAAUCUCUAGGUCUCGACGAGCAUCGCUCCUCAUUUUCUCCCACACUCUGGUGGCUCAACCCAAACGCAACCUGGGAAAACUCAUUCGACCACCGAAUUAUCAAGCCCGAGCUAAUCCAAUGCUGGUUCCCCGGCCACCACAGCGACGUGGGAGGCGGCAAUCCCGAUCAGAAGAUCCAAAAUAUCACGCUCGCCUGGAUGAUCGACCAAUUUGCCAGCCGUGGACUCCUCGACUUUAACACCCCAUUCGUACAAAACAUUCUCUCUGUCACACAAGAUAACAAAGACCCUAACUGGAACGGAAACAAGGAUCCCUUCGGCGACGGUGCUCUUUCUGUGGUCUGGCGCCUCCUUGGCUCAAAGACUAGAACUCCAGGACAGUACCCAAUACCGACGGUCAACACGAUCGGCUCCGUAACGAACGAGGUGAUGCAUUUUACGGUGCGGGAGAAGAUGGAGCAGGUUGCAAAGCCGGGUGCGAGUCCACCCCUGCCGCUGCCGAGUCCGGCGUUGGCGGGGUUUGAGUAUGACGAGAGGGCGAAACGGUGGGUUUGGAAUAAGGGGAAGGCGGGGAGCUUUGAGAUGCCGGAGUUCAAACUCCCUCCUUCGGACUCGAUGCAAAAUUGGCUUUGUGGGGAUUGGCUGAAGAGCCAGGAUGCUGAGAGCUGACUGGCAUGACUUGGGGAUUUUGCUUCCUGCGAAAAAUGGUUGAUAUCCUGGUUGCGUUACUUUGGCGUUGCCCUGGGCUUUGAAACAAGGUUUUACUUGCGCCUCUAAUAUGGCCAUGCUGCAGCAAGGAAUGGCAGCCUCUGGUGGCGCUGCUUCUCUCGCAGAUGCUUAAUGAAUCUCAUGAAAAUUAAACAAUCAAUUAAUCCCACG
Molecule: messenger RNA, 2064 nt
Organism: Hyaloscypha bicolor E
Lineage: Eukaryota; Fungi; Ascomycota; Leotiomycetes; Helotiales; Hyaloscyphaceae
Exons: 3
Coding region: 391-1854 (487 amino acids)
Source: RefSeq, a predicted model, not a curated record